GCGAGGCACUGAGGCCCCUGGAGCCCUGUGCGCCUGGGCGCGCGGGCCAGCUUGGAGAUGCACGCGCUCACUGGAUUCUCCCUGGUCAGCCUGCUCAGCUUCGGCUACCUGUCCUGGGACUGGGCCAAGCCAAGCCUCGUGGCUGACGGGCCCGGAGAGGCCGGCGAGCAGCCCUCGGCUGCUCCAGUCCAGCCUCCCCACAUAAUCUUCAUCCUCACCGACGACCAGGGCUAUCACGACGUGGGCUACCAUGGAUCAGAUAUCGAGACCCCUACACUGGACCGGCUGGCGGCCGAGGGUGUCAAGUUGGAGAAUUAUUAUAUCCAGCCCAUCUGCACACCUUCGCGGAGCCAACUCCUUACUGGCAGGUACCAGAUCCAUACAGGACUGCAGCACUCCAUCAUCCGCCCACGGCAGCCCAACUGCCUGCCUCUGGACCAGGUGACACUGCCCCAGAAGUUGCAGGAGGCAGGUUACUCCACCCACAUGGUGGGUAAGUGGCACCUGGGCUUCUACCGGAAAGAGUGCCUGCCCACCCGCCGGGGCUUCCACACCUUCCUGGGCUCGCUCACAGGUAAUGUGGACUACUACACGUAUGACAACUGUGAUGGCCCGGGAGUGUGUGGCUUUGACCUGCAUGAGGGUGAGAGUGUGGCCUGGGGGCUCAGUGGCCAGUACUCCACCAUGCUCUAUGCCCAGCGUGCCAGCCACAUCCUGGCAAGCCACAGCCCCCGGCGGCCCCUCUUCCUCUACGUGGCCUUCCAGGCGGUACACACGCCACUACAGUCACCUCGAGAGUACCUGUACCGUUAUCGCACCAUGGGGAAUGUGGCACGGAGGAAGUACGCAGCCAUGGUGACCUGCAUGGAUGAGGCUGUACGCAACAUCACCUGGGCUCUCAAGCGCUAUGGUUUCUACAACAACAGUGUCAUCAUCUUCUCCAGUGAUAAUGGUGGCCAGACUUUCUCAGGAGGCAGCAACUGGCCCCUCCGAGGACGCAAGGGUACUUACUGGGAAGGUGGGGUGCGGGGUCUGGGCUUUGUCCACAGUCCCCUGCUCAAGCGGAAGCGACGGACCAGCCGGGCACUGGUGCAUAUCACCGACUGGUACCCAACGCUGGUGGGCCUGGCAGGUGGCACUGCAUCUGCAGAUGAUGGGCUAGAUGGCUAUGAUGUGUGGCCGGCCAUCAGUGAGGGCCGGGCCUCGCCACGCACGGAGAUCCUGCACAACAUCGACCCACUCUACAACCAUGCCAGGCAUGGCUCCCUGGAGGGUGGCUUCGGCAUCUGGAACACUGCUGUGCAAGCUGCCAUCCGUGUGGGUGAGUGGAAGCUACUGACGGGAGACCCUGGCUAUGGUGACUGGAUCCCACCGCAGACACUGGCUGCCUUCCCUGGCAGCUGGUGGAACCUGGAGCGGAUGGCCAGUGUCCGGCAGGCUGUGUGGCUUUUCAACAUCAGUGCUGACCCUUAUGAACGGGAGGACCUGGCUGGCCAGCGGCCUGAUGUGGUCCGCACCCUGCUGGCCCGCCUGGCUGACUAUAACCGCACAGCCAUCCCUGUGCGCUACCCUGCUGAGAAUCCCCGGGCCCAUCCUGACUUCAAUGGGGGUGCUUGGGGGCCCUGGGCCAGUGAUGAGGAAGAAGAGGAGGAGGAGGAGGAAGCCAGGGCUCGAAGCUUCUCCAGGGGCCGUCGCAAGAAAAAAUGCAAGAUCUGCAAGCUUCGAUCUUUUUUCCGUAAACUCAACACCAGGCUGAUGUCCCACAGGAUCUGAUGGGUGGGGUGGCAGGGGUCUUGGUCCCCCU
Molecule: messenger RNA, 1804 nt
Organism: Castor canadensis (American beaver)
Lineage: Eukaryota; Metazoa; Chordata; Mammalia; Rodentia; Castoridae
Gene: Arsi
Product: arylsulfatase family member I
Molecular function (GO): sulfuric ester hydrolase activity
Source: RefSeq, a predicted model, not a curated record